Messenger RNA from Clunio marinus, 198 nucleotides. The record is from the annotation of a GenBank genome assembly. Lineage: Eukaryota; Metazoa; Arthropoda; Insecta; Diptera; Chironomidae.
AUGAAGCCCCAGGAAACGGACUUAGAAAGCGAGACGAAAGAAGAUGCUGUUAUAACCAUAACAAAUGGAACAACACUUCCAGAUGAUAUCUUACGAUUGCGGAAGAGAAGAAGUCCGACUAUUUACCAUCAUCAACCUCAUAAUCAAUUAAGAGAAAAGAAAGAAGUUAUUAAAGUCGAAAGUCGAGACAUUCAUUGA